Molecule: messenger RNA, 1182 nt
Organism: Trypanosoma cruzi
Lineage: Eukaryota; Euglenozoa; Kinetoplastea; Trypanosomatida; Trypanosomatidae
Exons: 1
Coding region: 1-1182 (393 amino acids)
Source: RefSeq, a predicted model, not a curated record
AUGAGACGUUACUGCCUUCUUAGCGGCAACGCUCAGUCUUUUCAGGGUGCCCGAAUGGCACAGGCACGUCAUCACAUCAACGGGUUUUCACUCUUUGCUAAGGAAAUACAGGAGAAUGAGCAGGUCCUCACAGCUAAAAACCUGCGACAUGGACAUGAGAACAUGCGGGUUGUUUCGCGACGCUGGCAGCAACUCACUCGUGGGCAGCGCCACUGGUACAACAGACGCGCGCGUGAAAUUGGGGUUCUUAAGGGUCAUGACAAUGAAAAGUCGUUUAAUGAUUUUAAUUUACUCAUGCGACUUCUGUUUCGGUCCGAGGAAGUGGCGCGUGUCGGCGACGAGUUCUUUACCGCCCACAUGGCGAGGAAUACAUUGACACAACUUAAAUCUGAACACAAGAAAAAACUUCGCGAGAAACUGGUGCCCAAGACACUCCGCGACAAGAAUAAGAAGACGGAGCGAGCGUUACCAGCAGCCUGGUAUUUUCCGCAAAUGCGCUACUUUGAAUCGUUUGUGGAGAUGCUGAGAAGCGUGGCUCCGACGCAGAAGGCCCUUUUCACAGCCGUCUCGCGGGUUCUUGCGGUCAACCGGAUAGUUUCAGGUGAUUUAUGGGAAAAUCUGUCGAAAAAAUUUGACGGCCUCACAGAGGAGGAGCGGGCGAAGUUUAUGCCUAUCACGGAUGAGGACGCACCCCGGUUUGAGAAGUACUGCGCGUCUCACUGCGCCACCUUUGAUGUAGAUCGCUUCGAUAUUGUGCGGCUUUUUGCGCAGUACCGUGGACUUGCCACCGCCAAGACAUCUCUGCCGGAGCCGGAGGCGACACAAUAUAAGAUGCUCAUGGAAUCCGAUCGAUUCCGCGAAAGUUUGUAUUUCAAGGCGCUGCGUAACUUGGAAAGGGCCAAUGCGGGUCGGAGCACGGAUCAGGGAACUUACAUCUCCCACAUUCACCCGGACGGAGUAAAUGUUCCGCCAAAGACGUACCUCAUUUAUUCCCGCAUGAGCGACGUGGAAAUUGCUACACUGCUGGCAGAAACCCGAUACGGGAAAUCGGUGUAUGACGAUGUUAUGGAUAGAGCGGGCUGUUUCCGCCUCGAAAAGGCCAAUGCGUUACUAACAGAGACGUACUUGGCACCCGAGCGAGUCAUUAAAAAAGGGGUAGCGAAGAAGACCCCCAAACCAUAG